Molecule: messenger RNA, 2476 nt
Organism: Ceratotherium simum simum (southern white rhinoceros)
Lineage: Eukaryota; Metazoa; Chordata; Mammalia; Perissodactyla; Rhinocerotidae
Gene: MOB1A
Product: MOB kinase activator 1A
Source: RefSeq, a predicted model, not a curated record
GUUCCGCAUUUCGGGUCGGCGAGGUUGGGGAGGCGGGCUAGGUGAGUGCAGAGGCUUGCGCUGGCUUGUACCGGCUGGACCCCCGACUCGAAGCAGCAGAGGACCGUGCUUCCGGUGUCCGCCGGCUGAAGACCGUCGCUCCCUCUCGGUUCCGCGCCGGCUCCGAAUCUUGACCGCGGCGGGGGCCAGCGGCCCCUCCCUUCCCCUCUGAGUCUAGAAGAUGAGCUUCCUCUUCAGCAGCCGGUCUUCUAAAACAUUCAAACCAAAGAAGAAUAUCCCUGAAGGGUCUCAUCAGUAUGAACUCUUAAAACAUGCAGAAGCAACUCUAGGAAGUGGGAAUCUGAGACAAGCUGUUAUGUUACCAGAGGGAGAGGACCUCAAUGAAUGGAUUGCCGUUAACACUGUGGAUUUCUUCAACCAGAUCAACAUGUUAUAUGGAACUAUUACAGAAUUCUGCACUGAAGCAAGCUGUCCAGUCAUGUCUGCAGGUCCAAGAUAUGAAUAUCAUUGGGCAGAUGGUACUAAUAUUAAAAAGCCAAUCAAAUGUUCUGCACCAAAAUACAUUGACUAUUUGAUGACUUGGGUUCAGGAUCAACUUGAUGAUGAAACUCUUUUUCCUUCUAAGAUUGGUGUCCCAUUUCCCAAAAAUUUUAUGUCUGUGGCAAAGACCAUUCUAAAGCGUCUGUUCAGGGUUUAUGCCCAUAUUUAUCACCAGCACUUUGAUUCUGUGAUGCAGCUGCAGGAGGAGGCCCACCUCAACACCUCCUUUAAGCACUUUAUUUUCUUUGUUCAGGAGUUUAAUCUGAUUGAUAGGCGUGAGUUGGCACCUCUUCAGGAGUUAAUUGAGAAGCUUGGAUCGAAAGACAGAUAAAUGUUUCUUCUGGAACACAGUUACCCUCUUGCUACUGCUAGAGCUAUCUCAUUGCUAUCUGUUAUAGGCUAGUGAUGCAAACUUUAAGAAAACAGGAUAAAAAGACACUCGUUGUCUGUGUCUAGUGAUAAAAUUGUCUCAAAGGUAGAUUGGCCUAAUACCUUCAGAGUGAGAAAUUCAGGAUAGCCGAAUCUGAGGCACUAUGUGACCACUCCUGUUACUGUCAGAGUCACACUUGGUUAUAAUAUGUGAUGACUAACCAGUAGUUUAUUCGUUUACUUAUUAUUUCUUUUACUGAAGAAAAUGAUUGAGACUGUUUCAGGUGACAAAACAUAAAUGGGUAAUAAGAAUUUCCACCAAUAAUUUAUUAACAAGUUUCCAGAACAAAUUUCCCAGUAAUGCAAUCAGAUUAGUUUUAUUCUGCUUUUAUUUUACAAAAAGAAGAGGUAUUUCAAGUUUAAGUUUAACUUAAAUUUAAGUUUCCUUAAGAUUUAGAACAUUUGUGUCACUUUGGAUAACCUUUUAGUUUGAAGUUUGUGUGCUAGUGUUUUUAUAGAUAAGAAUAUAUAUGUAUAUUUUUUCAAAAUCCAUGAUUGCAAUUUAAUCAUCAUAUGACAUAUGUGGUAUGGGAGUAACCAAAGUUAUUUCUAAAAUAACUUUAUUUUUUAAUCUUUAUUUGGAAUUUUAUUCACAUAAACCUAUCUAAAUUUUUAGGAGUAUGUGUAUAUGAGAAAUAAUUUUUAAGUCAUCUAAGGAUAGUCUUGUAGAUUUUUAUUUCGAAAUGCUUCAUUCAGACUAAUUUUACUGUGUAGCUUUUGGCUGAGAGAAAGAAAACGUCCCAAAAAAUUAUGACAUAUUUAGGUCUCAGAACCACUAUUUUCAUUCACAUUGUUUUUCAGAGGCCUUGAAAUUUUGGAUAAGAGAAUGGAAGAAAGUACUCAGAGUACUUGAUUAUUUUGUUUUGAGUUUCCUUUAAAAAAAUUACUUCUAUGUGUUUUUAUUGUGACUUGAUACGUAGUUAAGAGUAGUGUAGAAAUGCACAAACUUUAUCCCAAUAAGGAUAAAACUUAAGGAAAACAACAAUAAAAAACCUUAAAGAUGUACACAUUUUAUAACACAGCUAAAAGUUUAGUGUGCUACCUGUUCUUUAGUGUGUGUGUGUGUAUUUGUGUUUAAAGGAGACAAAGUAGGAAGAAUAGGUUAAAAAAAAUUUACUUCAUUCUGUUAAUAGUCAAAGGAUGGAUUGAGCCCCAUAUGGGUUUUAUCCUGUUUUAAUUGUUUUUGUAUCAAAACUUGAAAUUAUUCUAUUUCUAUUGGGAUAAAAAGAAUCUUCGCCUUUAGUGAAGAAAAGAUCUGAUUGUCAUUAGGUUUCUAGGAUUUAGUCAACUCUAGCUAACUGUUUAAAAUGUACUGAGGCACAAGUAUACUAAAGACUUGCCAGACUGGCAGUGCUUGAAGUUCAUCAGCAUUCUGUGUUUGAGAGCUGAUUUUUGCAAAGUACUCACCAUCCUUGAUAGCUUUGAUAAAGGUUAGAUUUCAUAAGGUUUUUUUUAAUUUAUUUGCAUUAUUCCACUAGAUCAUAAAGAAUUGCUUAGAAACUUCAUU